AUGAAUGAUGAAUGGAAUGAGAGGAAGAAGAAGAUAAGUGUGAGAGUUGUUUCUCUUUCUGCUGCUAUGCUAAUGAAUGGAGAAAUUAUAAUAUUUAUAGAGAUGUGUUUGGGGUGUGGAGUCUGCAACAGCGGCGAAAAGGCGAAGGGUGAUGAUGAGAGAGAGAGUACGACGGUCAAAGAUAGAUUUGAAGAUGUUUUAGAUACGCACGAUGACGAUGAUCAUGAAUCAUGGACCAAAAGUUCUUUCAUUUUUUCCUCUCGCAACUUUGCCCCUCUCUCUUCUCAUUAUUUCCCCUUUUACUAUUCUAUACCCUCCUUCUCAAAUUACCCUCCUACCCUCGCCUUUUCUUUCCAUUAA
Sphenostylis stenocarpa is the source of this 360-nucleotide messenger RNA. The record is from the annotation of a GenBank genome assembly. Lineage: Eukaryota; Viridiplantae; Streptophyta; Magnoliopsida; Fabales; Fabaceae.